UAUCAGUGAUGGAAUGCAUGCCGUGCCCUCUUGUGUUAAUGGCUGCAUCAGUAAUGGAUCCACACUGUAUUGCUGCUAAGAGCUGACUGAAUAAUCUGCCCCUGCUGUGGCUGGAAAGACUGAGCCAGCUGUUUAAUGAUGUCAGCGUGCUGGAGGGGAAACGAACGUACGCGCACACAUACAGACGCACAGAAGGACGGACAGAGUUAGGCACACACACUCGAGGACAGACAGACGCGGACACGAGGCAAACGAAACGCAUCCGUCAUCGGCUGAACAGCUGAACUGACUUCACGGGAAGGAAACACCAACGCAGCCACCGUCAAGAGAACCGCGAUCAUAUGCAGCAUACCGACACAUAAUCGAUGCCUUGAGUAAAAGAAGUAAAGAAGCAGAGGCCGCCUUCUUGAACGUGUACAAGAAAAUAAUCGAUGUCCCAGACCCUGUACCUGUGCUGGAGCUGGCUCAGCAGCUGCAGCUGAAGCUCCAGAGGAUGCACGACAUUGAGACAGAGAACACCAAACUUCGAGAGACACUGGAGGACUACAACAAAGAGUUUGCAGAGGUUAAAAACCAAGAGGUGACCAUUAAGGCCUUGAAGGAGAAGAUCCGGGAGUACGAGCAGUCUCUGAAGAAUCAAGCCGAGAACCUGGCCCAAGAGAAGCAGCUCCAGCUACACAACGACUAUGCAGAGAAGGAGAGGAAACUCCAGGAGAGCCAGGACUCCAUGUCCUCACGGUUGGAAGAGGCCGAGCACAAGGCCCAGUCCCUACAGACAGCACUUGAAACAACUCAGGCCGAGCUCUUUGAUUUGAAGACCAAGUAUGACGAGGAAUCCACAGCAAAGGCCGAUGAGAUCGAGAUGGUGAUGACAGACCUGGAAAGAGCCAAUCAGCAAGCAGAGGCUUCUCAGCGAGAGAUGGAGUCGCUCAGAGAGCAGGUGUCCUUGAGCAGCCAAUCCCAGCAGCUGGGCAGCCCGGCCAAGGCCGACCCUGACACGGAUCAGCCGACGGAGGGGGCAUCCCACUCAGGUCUUGAGGUGGAGCUAAGGUCCAAAGAAAGGGAGACAGCCCAGCUGGUGGAGGACGUCCAGAGACUGCAGGCCAGCCUGACCAAACUCAGAGAGACCACCAGCUCUCAGAUCGCACAGCUGGAGGAGCAGCUCAGCAGCAAGACCGCCACUCUCAAGGAAUUGGAGGAGAAAUUGCUUAAGCAAGCUGAUUAUGAGGAGGUGAAGAAGGAGUUGAGCAUCCUCAAGUCCAUGGAGUUUGGAACAUCUGACUCUGUGCAGGACUCAUCCAAACCUCUGGAGGUGCUGUUGCUGGAGAGGAACCGCAGUCUUCAAUCUGAGAGCGCCGCUCUGCGCAUUGCCAACACUGAGCUCAGCGGGUCAGCCGGGCGGAAAGGGACAGAAGAGUCCACAACGAAGGAGGAGACCAUGCCCAGCAAUCCCUCUUCGUCGCCCCCUUCUCCCCCUCCCUCUCUUCCUUCCUCCUCCCAGUUUCCCCUGUCUCGCACUAAUACGGACACCCUCAACACUGCCACCACCACCAGCAGCGGCGAAGCGCACCCUUUCAGUCCUACGGGCAUUGGACAGGAUUUCUACUCCCCUGUGUUCCCUCUGGUGGGUGGUAAGAUGGCUUUGAACUCCCUGAUCCAGCGGCAGCUGCUUCAGACCUUCUACUCCAAAGCUUUGCAGGAGUCGUCUGGGAUCCCCAGUGGAGCUCUGCUGUUCACGCCCUUCACUCCAACCCUCAGCUCCAUCCCUACCUCCACCCCAGGCUCUGGGUCAGCUGCCAUCCCUCUGGCAGCCAGCAGCCCCCAGCCACCUCCAGCCAGCCCAGACAUGGCUCCUGUAAACGGGAGCAGCACCGCUGGCAGUGCCCCGUCCCCAUCACCCAGCCACUCUGACGCCACCACGGGAAGUAUUUUGGACGGGGAGGACAUGGACACGUCAGAGAUUGCCCGACAGGUGAAAGAGCAGCUGAUCAAGCACAACAUUGGCCAGCGAGUGUUUGGCCACUAUGUACUGGGACUAUCCCAAGGAUCGGUGAGCGAGAUCCUUGCCAGACCGAAGCCAUGGAACAAGCUAACCAUCCGGGGGAAGGAGCCUUUCCACAAGAUGAGGCAGUUCCUCGCCGAUGAGCAAAACAUCCUCGCACUGCGCAGCAUCCAGGGACGGCAGAGAGGUAACAUUACCGCCCGGGUUCGCACCCCAGAGGCUGGUUCAGAUGAGGCUAUCAAGUCCAUUCUGGAGCAGGCCAAAAGAGAGCUGCAGGUGCAGAAAGCUGACUUGUCCCAUGCUCAGCCUUCGUAUACAGGACUGAAAGGUGGGGGUGGAGGCGGCAUGGGAGGCGGAGGGGGCCACGGGUCGGAUGAGGCUAUCCGCUCCAUCCUAGAGCAAGCUCGCAGAGAGAUGGAGGCCCAACAAUCUGCAAUGGAGCCCCUCCUCAAAGCGUCAUCUUCGUCUUCCUCCUCACUACUAUCUCAGAGGGACUUCCUAAACUCCUCGCUGACCGCUCCCCUUCCCCCCUACAACCCCCUGGCACUCUCCCUCAAGAAGCCCACCAGCUCCCUCUUGUCCUGCCCCUCAUCCCCGUCUCCCAUCCUGGACUUCAGCUCCAGCGUGAAGAGGGAGAGCAGGAGUUCUUCAGGGAUUGACAUGUCUGUUGAGGGAGCUCUCAGGCUGGGUCGGAGCUCGGAGGGGUCCGGCCGCUCUGGAAGUUCUGGAGGAGUGGGUUACUGGAGAGAGCAGUGGUGGAGCAACAUGCACACUGACCCCCGCAGGGCCGCAGUCAGCCAGACAGGAGAGGACAACCACAUGCAGGAGGACUCAAAAGAGGGAAUAUUGAGUGACAGUCUGUCUCGACACAAGCCGUGGAACAAGUUGAACCAGAGGAUCAGAGAGCCAUACCUCCGCAUGCAGCCGUGGCUCAAUGGAGACCAGGGGCAAAACGCACACAUCCAGCCAGCUCAGAACCAAGCAGAGGGUACUCCCAAGACAUCUGCCAGCUGCAGCCCAGCUCCCGAGUCACCCCUCAGUUCAGCUGAGGAGUCUGUCAACGGUCUCGGAGGGGAUCCACUCGCUUCACAGUCCUCCAGUCUCAAACCUGCGUCUGAGGAUCCCUCAGGUGGGGAGUCCCAGCCAGGCACCCCGCUGCCUGUCCCCGGUCAUUCGGGUCUCAGUAUCCAGGAAAUGGUUGCCAUGUCUGCUGAGCUUGAUACUUAUGCCAUCACCAAAAAGGUUAAGGAGGUGCUGACUGAUAAUAACCUUGGCCAGCGUCUGUUUGGGGAGACUAUCCUGGGUCUGACUCAGGGUUCUGUCUCAGACCUGCUGGCCAGGCCCAAACCCUGGCACAAGCUCAGCCUGAAGGGCAGAGAGCCCUUCGUCCGCAUGCAGCUCUGGCUCCAGGACCCACACAGUGUGGAGAAACUUAUGGACAUGAAACGCCUGGAGAAGAAAGCUUACAUGAAGAGGCGGCUAAGUUCCCUGAGUGAUAGCCAUCCUGUGGACGUGGGUUUAGUGGGGCAAGAUUACAUCCAGGGCUCCCAUAGCCCGGGUCAGCAGCAUUUGAAGAAGGCCAGGGUGGUGUUGGGCCCUGAGGAGAAGGAGGCCCUAAAAAGGGCCUACCAGCAGAAGCCCUAUCCCUCCCCAAAAACCAUUGAGGAGCUGGCCUCCCAGCUCAACCUGAAGACCAGUACUGUCAUCAACUGGUUCCAUAAUUACAGGUCACGCAUCCGGCGAGAGCUCUUCAUAGAGGAGAUCCAGGCAGCUGGAGGGUUAGGGCCUGGCAGUGAGGGGGGCUCCCCAUCCCUCCGAGGGUCCAAAUCAGGAGAGGGGGACAGCUGUGAUGGGACAGAAUCCGAAGGCACAGUGGAGACACGCCAGGGACUGGGCAUCGGACUGGAGGAUCACAGAGGAGCAUGCAAAGACGACAUGGAGGUGGAGUCUGAGGCAGGGGGAUCUAAUAACUCCCCUGACCAGCUAGACUGUACCGGGCCAGGCUCCAGCUGUGGUAUGGGGCUCUUCAGCCUCACAGAGGCAUCCUCCAGUGGCUCUGCCUGUAGUACUAACAUCCCAGCCUCUGGCCCUGCCAGAAACCCCAGGGACAACAAUCUGCGCAAGAAGAAAGCAGCCAAUCUCAAUAACAUCAUCCACAGGCUGGAGAAGGCUGCCAGCAAAGAGGAUCCCUCAGAGUGGGAGUUCUAGCUUCUCCUGAGCAUCCUGCAUCCCUCUUGUCUCAUAACCUCACGACCUCUAACCUUGGACCCCUCCUGCUCUGUUCCAGUUGGAGAGUGGACACAGCCAAAGUCAAGCUCAGCAGCCAUUUUUAUUACAGAAAAGCUUUCCGAAAAGAGGAAAGAAACAAAGAGCGGUUGGCAAAACCCUUAAAAAGAAGAUUUACUGAAUACCUAGAAGAACAAAAUAAGAGAACCUAUGCGUCUCCGUUUUUUUUUUAAACUGAGUUUUGUUUUUGUACUGAGAAAAGCACUUAGCCGUCCUGCUGGCCUCCGGCCCUGCUGUACCUUCCCCUAUCACCAGCCACUGGUGCACCAGACUGGUUACUCCUGAGCUGGGGUCUGACCCACAGCUGAGGAUGAAACCUGGACUCAGAAACACAGGCAAGGCCUGACACAGCAGCUGUCACAGUGAUAGACACUGUUAGAUGAUAAAUAGAGACAGGAACUCUCUUACAAGAACUCUCACUUUCUUAAAGGAGAUUUUUUCCGCUCUUCUUCUCACCUCCCAAGUGUCCACAAACCUCCCCUCACUCAGUGAGACGCCUCAUUUUUCACACUGUAGAGUGACUGUUACAAACCCUUUGCCUUUUUCACUCACUGCGUGUGUGUGUGUGUGUGUGUGUGUUUUUGUAUGUUAGGGGUUGCGUCAGUGUGCACCUGUUUGUUUGUUUGUUUGUUAAUUUGUUUGUGUGUAAACACACCCAAAAAUGGUGUGUAUGUGUGUGUGUUCUCUUCUCAAUGGCAGCAUGUUUUCUUUUUCAUCUCACUCCUACACUCUUAAGAGGGUAGUGGAAGGCCUGCCGGCUGAGCUGCCAUGGUUACUGAUGUAAGAGAGAUGAACUUUGACCUGUUGUGUCCCAUAUCCUAUCCUGCUGACAGCCAUGUGAUGGCCAGAAGGAUCUCUAAUUCCUCACAAACACACGCACUCAUCUGAAGAGGAAGGAUGGAAAGAACCCUCUUUUUGCCUCCUUAAACCCUUCUUUAAAGGAUGAAGGAUGAUCUCUUUUUUUUGAUAUUGCAAUUUGGUUGCCAAUAAGAGAUUGCACAGUCUAUUGACUCUAAAGAGUACAAAAUAGGGAAUUUUAGGAAGCAUUUUAAUUAGUACAAAAUAAGAACAGAAAAUAAGAGAAUAACAAGUUACUGUCUUUAAAAAAAAACCUGAUUAGAAUGGAAUAAUGUUGCGUUUUUAAAUACGAUACAAUGAAUUCACGUAGUACUGUAGCUUUCUGACACAAUGAUACUUUACGUGUCUCUUGUUGUUUGAGGUCGUGCACGUCACAGCUUUUACCCAGCACUGGACCUGCUGGGUGUGUGUGUGUGUGUGUGUGUCUCCACCACCAACAAAUUGUCUCUGUUCACAAACACAUCUUUUUAUAGGCCAAAUCAGGAAGAGUGUGUGUGUAGGUUUGUUUGUGUGAGCGCAUGUGUGUGUGCAUUUGUAUUUGCUUGCAUGUAAGUCAGGGUCGAGGUCAAUUCACUCAGAAGUCAAAUUAAGAAGAAGAUUAUCCAUAAUGAAUUUUUGACUGAAAUAAUGGGUUUUAUGUAGAGAACUUGAUCUGUACUUUCUGGUGUCUGCCGUCAAAGUGAAUUCACCCCCACCCUGGUGUGAGAAGUUUCCACUCUCCUCCAGUCUGUCCUGUAUCCAGGGAUGUUUUGCAUUGAAUUCUACUGUAUACACUACAAAUUAUAAGGCAUAUCACCUCCUCCCUGUCCCACACAAGCCCUCAGUGCCUGUCAGCCUACUGCCUCCCCUUUUGUGUGUGUGUGUGUGUGUGUGUGUGUGUGUGUGUGUGUGUGUGUGUGUGUGUGUGUGUGUGUGUGUGUGUGUGUGUGUGUGUGUGUGUGUGUGUGUGUGUGUGUGUGUGUGUGUGUGUGUGUGUGUGUGUGUGUGUGUGUGUGUGUGUGUGUGUGUGUGUGUGUGCGCACAUGCCUGUCAAUACAUGCGUGUGCACAAGUGUGUGCGAUUGAGGAGUGUUCAGUGUUUCCAAUGAGUGGGGUCAUAUUUCUUAUCUACUUGCACACACUACUAGUGCACAACUGACACCCUUCUUUAAGCUGUUUGAUGCGUUACCAUUACAUUAAUCUUCUCACAAAGUAGUGUAAUACUAUGAUUUACUGUAGCUUGGUUUUAUUGCUAUUUUGCAUUUAUAGUUUGGUUUUUAUUCUGCUUAUUUAUAGGUGCUGUAUUUUUUUCAUUUAAUGUCUUAUCAUUUGAGUUGUCUAUUUUUUAAGGGAUUAUACUGUUCCUGAGGGCAAGUAACAUUUUUAUUAGACGUAUAGACUGCCGGCAGUAUUGGUUAAUAUUUACAAAGAUGUACUAGUUCUUGUUUGUUUGUAUAUUCAUGAAUCCUAAAGUUUAGUGUCAUUUCAAUAGCUUUGAAAAAAAUGUGUUUGCUACAGUCCAUGCUCCCGUAAGCAUUAAGCUUUUACCACAACAGUUAUGCUCUUACAUUGCUAGCUAGAGAAUCAAAGGACAUAUCAAGAUCGGUGAAUAUAUGAUAGCAUAUCUCUUUUCCUGUUUUCUAUCCUUCUAUAAUGUUCAUUUUUGUUCGGCUGUUUCUUGGGCAAGCCCGAAACCAACGUUCGGCAGGGCAUGCAGCUUUCCUUAGAUAGAGGUCGCCCACUCUGUAAUCGCGUUACCAUAACUUGCAGGUCCCAUUGUCAAAUAGGUCAAAUGAAAUUACCUAAACUUGAAAACACAAGUAACUUGAAAGAGGUCAUAUCUGCCAAAUUGAGAUUAGAGAAGUAUACCAGCUAGCAGGGGUGCUACGUCAGAUUGAACAGAUAGCCAGCCUAUGAUUAUGCAGAAUAUAUAUUGCAGUCCGUAACAAAGCACUUAUUAGGAUCUUUUUUGAAGACUUACUUGGGAUAGGGUCUGUAAACACUACGACAGAGUACGAUCCCGGGAUCCUGGGAAAAUGUUUGCCUUUUUCAAAAAGUGGUUGUGAACCAAGCACAGACUCCUCUCUGCAUCUUAACACUAAAAUUGAAACAUAAGAUUGCUGUAUCCAUGUUUUAUAAAUGAUAAACUGUAGUCUCUUACAGUAGCCCCUUAUUUCAAACUACAGAUAACUGUGUGACAGAAAGGGCCUUUGUCCUGUACAGUUGUAGAUAUUAUGAGUAAACACCUGUUUUGGUUUCUAUCCAAAAUGUCCUCAGUCCAUCCUUAAGCUUCCCCCUUUUCCUGAAUGUACAUCCAGAUGUAUUGGCAGCCUAUCAAAAGAUACUGAUAACCUCAUUGCACUCUAUUCGGAUGCAUUCGGUCAAAUUGGAUUUUCCAGUGUAUCUAAUAAUUGUAAAUUCCGCAAACAUUGGCGCUUCCUGUGGACGACUGAUGUGAAACAUCUGUCUUCUGCAGAAUACUGAAGGCUUAUUGCCUUCUGUUGGACUGCUUGGAUUGGACAACCACAGUGUGUUUAAUUGUGAUGAAUAGCUACUGUAAAGUUUAUAAGCACUUAACCCAUUUGCCAUUUUAUAGCCAGAUCCAUCAACUCACCCACUCCAUGUGAGAUCAUCAGAUUUGUGCCUUUAACUGCCAAGCAGGGCACCAAACUAGUGAUGUCAUUAGAUGUAGAUGAUUUCACCUGAUUUGUUCGUAAUAUAUCCCACAUCUUGACCCAAAUUAAUUUCUCAUGCACUUCAUAAAUAUUGGUACUUUUGAAGUCAACUUUUCUCCGCCCUCUGGAGAGGGUUGUAUAUAAUUCCUGGAGUGUAGUGAAAGAGUAAAAGGAGAACAACGAGCUUGUGUAUUCUUAUGACUGACCUGCAGACAUGUUUCCGUCCGGGUCUUAUUUCAGAAAGUUGUUUUCCCACAAUGCAUUUCUUACGUUGUACAUAACCUGAACUAGCAGCGGAAGGCCAGAGCAUUGAAUGAAGGAGGAAGCAUGCAGAAAACAGCGUACACUGUAAUAACACUGAAUUUAUUCAUGGGGCAUUUUGUAUUUUUCUGUUUGUGUCAGGUUUGCUGUGACAUUAAUAGUGGCACUACAGGUAUUGAUUAUGACGUGUGCCAAUUCAAAUGGUUAUUUGGAAAAGAGACGUGUAAAUACAGUCGAUCAAGUAGCUAUUGAUUCACUUUUGUCACAGUAUGCUUUUGUUUGAAGGCAGGAGGAGAGAAGGGACGAUUCAGGACUUUUCCAUGAUCCACAGAUAUUUUUCUACAAAUUUAAAUCAGAUGAUUCUAUACACUGUUGAAUAACAUUGUAAAGGUGUAAACAGAUGCUGUAUAUCAUAUCAUGUUUUCUGAAGUCGUAAAGCUUUACUGUAUAAUCUGUUGAAGUCGUGGUUAUUCAUUUUGACAUAUUAGUUGUAAUGGAAGCCCAAACAGCAGCACUGGUCACCAUAUUCAGGAAAAAAAAAGAAAGAAAGAAAAACCUCAGAUGUUUUUGUAAUACUUUUAGAAUAUAUCUUAUGAAGUGGGUUUUGUAAGGAAACACUUUCCGAAUCAGUGGUGCUGUACGCAUAGCACACUCAGUAAUACAUACACACAUAAUACAGCACAAUACACUCAUCCUUUAAACCCCCCUCCACUUUACUUGCGUGCUUGUUUAUGUUUUUUCGCUCACCUCUCACAUUGGCUAAUUUUUAAGUCUUAAACCAUUUCUUCUUAUCAGUUACUUCAUGCUUAACUGUACAGUUUUUAACACCCAGAGAUAGACUCCGGAGCGAUAAACAUUUCAGCGAAUGCUUGCAAGACUUAAGAGGAAGCAUAAAGCCAAAUAGUGAAGUUAGUUAUCCACCUCUGUUGAAAGGUUGCUGACAGUUUUCUGAAUGUUGCUACCUUGUGUCGUCGCUUCAGUUCACCCAUAGCUUAAACCACAGUGUAGUCUGACAACCAAAUGACCUGGGGAGAUCUUCUUCCCCCCUCCUUUUGGAAAGCUUUAAGAUGCUUGUUGAGGCUUUAGCAAUUCAGAGUGUUUUUAGAUGAUUUUUCCAACCUUUGUCAUCAACAAUGUGGAAGUAAUAAUUCUCAUAACUUCUCCCACUGCUUAUUUUGUGAGUGUGUGUGUGUGCGCGUACAUGUGUGUUGUAGUACAAAAGGCUGCAUGACUGUAAAGGGAUGGUUAAGAUGUUUUUGAAAGAUGUUUCCCUAGCACUUCUGUCACUCCUGAGAUGCUUUUUUCUCCUUGUUGGGGUCUCCUUCCCUUUUGUUUUCCCUCAUGUAUCAUUGUUUCUUUAUCUUUCUAUUUACUAAACGUAUCAUGUUGUUUGUUCUCAGCACUGUAAAACAGUCCCUUCUACAACAUUGAAAAGCAAUAUCACUGUAUGAAACGUUCACAAUGUAUUUGUUAUGAUUGACAUUUGAUUCAUCAUCAUCAUUAUUAUUCACAUGCACCCUAGGUGUGAUAAUUGAAGUAAAUCUCUUUUAUACAAAUA
Molecule: messenger RNA, 9618 nt
Organism: Eleginops maclovinus (Patagonian blennie)
Lineage: Eukaryota; Metazoa; Chordata; Actinopteri; Perciformes; Eleginopidae
Gene: cux1b
Product: cut-like homeobox 1b
Exons: 20
Coding region: 494-4210 (1238 amino acids)
Biological process (GO): regulation of transcription by RNA polymerase II
Cellular component (GO): nucleus
Molecular function (GO): DNA-binding transcription factor activity, RNA polymerase II-specific; RNA polymerase II transcription regulatory region sequence-specific DNA binding
Source: RefSeq, a predicted model, not a curated record